AUGUCCUCUGACGCCGUAUCCGCACAAGAUGCUGACCUCUCGACGAAAGCUGAGGAGUUCAUUCACACGGAGUCGCUCACGAAAGCCGACUACUACGAAUCCCCAGAUGGUUUUGCCAAAGACGUUGAGCGCAGUACCACCCCACUACAGGCGAGGCUAUACAUUGGCCGUGCGAAGCAUCUCGCGGAAAAUGACAAAUUGGCGGACGCUCUCGCAGAUGCAGACGUUGCGACGAUGUUACAGCCACAUUCUGUCGAAGCGUGGGCCUAUUUGGCAAUGAUUCAACACCGUUCAGGGCUGUUUCGCGAGAGUAUCAACUCGUUUAAAAAGGCGCAAGCGACCUUGCCGGCUGAAGGUGACAUGUCUGAACAGGACAAGGAGCUCAAAGCACAACUUCAUGAUAACAUCGUGCGGGUUCUGACGGACGCUAUGAAAGAGAGCGGGGUGAAGGCCAAGAAGCCGGAGCCGAGGCUGCCUUGGGAGUGCGCGGAGCCUAUCCUAAUCAAGAUGAAGGAAACGGGGCUCGACAAGACCAGUAGCGCCUGGCUCAUCAUCAACGCCUAUGAUAUAUUCAAUCAUGCCGCAGACUUCAUUUGUCGGGGCAACCCCGAGCAAUGGCAGAUGAUGGAGAUCCCUCCUGGCACAUUUACACCCGCGGCCCAGAGCGUCCUCGAAGUCAACAUAGAGUUGGACGACAGGAAUGGAUGGGAUCACGAUUGUCCGCUCGAUCAAGUACAGCUUGAGUUGAAACACCGUAUCCGUGUGAAGGGAUGGACGGACAUCAAAACAGCUGUGAGGGCCUCAGUACAGGAAUGGAUACUCCAUGCAUUCCUGGCCCACGUUUACGACAAAAAUCCUGGUGCUGCGCUCAAGCUCUACACCAAAGCAGUGUCAAUGAUCGAGUUCGUCCGCACAACAUGGCCGGAUGUCGAUCUCACGAAGCGCGGUGCCAUCUGCGAAAACGCGUUCUUAUUCCCUCUCAAGCGUCUGACGUUGCGUGCAUACCUCGACCCCGGAAUCUCGAAUCGGUCGCUCGGUCCCCUCCUCGCUGCAUCGGAAACGUUCGCGGCCGAGCUCGUCAAAGAAGCGCAGGCUGAGCUCCCCCGUCUCGAUACCCAGCACUUGGACACUUCUGAGAGGUUGUCGUACUGGAUCUAUCCCAUUGCAGAUGGGUAUGCAUCACUGGCCUGGAUGCAUUACUUCAGAGGAAAAACCGAGAACGAGGGCGCUGGAUUCGGACGCUUCCGGAGUGCUCAUAAGUUGUAUCUUGCCGCAGCCGGACACUUGAAUGAGGAUGAGGAGUAUCACACUUAUUUCCUCGCAUUAGCUGUAGACUGCUUAUGGCGAAGCAGGGCUUCGCUCAACGAUAUACUGCCUCUCUGCCGUCGCGUCCGAGAUGCGGCGCCAAAGAUGCGAAAGAUCUGGGCCCACUCUCAGCUGAGCUCUGCGCGCGAUGCUCGUAUACGACAGAUUCUGAGCUACGAGGCGGAACACAGGCGGAGGAUAGAGAGCGGAGAGACAACCCUCGAGGAUGUCGUCACACCUACAGACUGGGACGUCGAGAGUGAUGUUCACGUGUUCGUUUGA
Messenger RNA from Peniophora sp. CBMAI 1063, 1587 nucleotides. The record is from the annotation of a GenBank genome assembly. Lineage: Eukaryota; Fungi; Basidiomycota; Agaricomycetes; Russulales; Peniophoraceae.